Williopsis jadinii is the source of this 1392-nucleotide messenger RNA. RefSeq names its product clathrin adaptor, mu subunit. The transcript has a single exon. Gene Ontology annotation, cellular component: cytoplasmic vesicle; AP-2 adaptor complex. Gene Ontology annotation, molecular function: clathrin-cargo adaptor activity. Gene Ontology annotation, biological process: clathrin-dependent endocytosis; intracellular protein transport. Bases 1 to 1392 code for a protein of 463 amino acids. NCBI's taxonomy places the organism in Eukaryota, Fungi, Ascomycota, Saccharomycetes, Phaffomycetales, Wickerhamomycetaceae. The record is from RefSeq and is a predicted model, not a curated record.
AUGGAUGCAAUUGCGAUUCUCGAUAGAACCGCGAGCUGUUUGAUCAGUAGAAGCUACACUGGGACGCUGGUGGAUGUCGAGACUGUUGUGAGGGCGUUCUGUAGCGCUAAGGAACAGAACGAUGCGCCGGUUGUCACCGUUGGCGAGUUCCGCUACGCCUACAUCACCAAUAACGAUCUGAUCCUGCUUGCAAUAGUACAUCACGACAAUACGAAUGCGAUGAUGCUCUUCAGCUUUCUCUACAAGUUUGACGAGAUCCUCAAGAGCUACUUCAAGACCAAGGAUCUGAACAGGGAUCUCAUCACCGAUAACUUCAACUUGAUAUACGAGCUGUUGGACGAGAUCAUGGACUACGGCAUACCGCAGCUGACAGACAUACCCAUUCUGAGGGACGUGAUCAAGUUGGAGGUCCAGCAGAACGAGGAAGAGGCUCCAAAGCCCGCAGAUGACGAUGACCAGCAGGUCAAUUCGAGUAUCUUGAAGACAACGACAACUUCGAUCAGCUGGAGGCCUAGAGGUAUCUUCUAUAAGAAGAACGAGCUCUUUGUUGACGUUGUCGAGAAGAUCUCUCUCUACGUGGAUGCAAACUCACGUGUUAUACGGCACGAGAUACACGGUAGCAUCGACGUUAAGUGCUAUCUCUCAGGAAUGCCCGUGUUGAAGUUGGGGCUCAACAAGCUGAUCGACACGGAGAAUUCUGCCUUUUUCAAGAAACUACAGUUCCAUCAGUGCGUUGAGCUUCCAAAGUUCUCGAGUGACAGGAUCAUAUCGUUCACACCACCGGAUGGUGAGUUCCAACUGUGCCAUUAUUCACUGACCAUCAAGACAUCACCCAUUGUUGAGAUCAUAGAGAACGAAUUCAUUGAAAAGACCGGUAAAUUGUUCACCAAGAUCACGAUAAGGACGAACUUCAAGCUGAGAGCACAAUUGACAUACCUGUGUAUCAAGAUCCCCAUUGAUCUACAACACUAUGACAUAGAUUUUGGCUCCAUGCCAAAGUUUAGGUGCAAACUGGGGAAGGUUGCGUACAAAUUCGACGAUGACUGUAUUGUCUGGAAUCUACAGAGCGUUGGUGGUGAACGGACGUAUACAAUGAUGUCGCAGUUUGAUCUGAAGAGACCAGAUGAUAACACGAAAGUCGUCAACUUGGGUAUGGAUCCACCACCAAAGAUCACUCAUCCAAGAUUCGACAAGAUCAAGGAGAUUGUCGAUGAAGAAAAUGAACGGGAAACGAACAACAAAGAGAUAACAAUGGCAUUUGAGCUUCCAGAUUUGACAUUCAGUUCUUUAAAAGUGGAAUACCUCAGUAUCACAGACGAUGUUUUAGAGUAUACUUCAUUUCCAUGGGUUAGAUAUAAAACUUUGAACGCUGACUAUGUGUAUAGAUUGUGA